Naumovozyma dairenensis CBS 421 is the source of this 1452-nucleotide messenger RNA. RefSeq names its product pseudouridine synthase CBF5 (gene CBF5). Gene Ontology annotation, cellular component: box H/ACA snoRNP complex. Gene Ontology annotation, molecular function: RNA binding; pseudouridine synthase activity. The record is from RefSeq and is a predicted model, not a curated record. Gene Ontology annotation, biological process: mRNA pseudouridine synthesis; box H/ACA sno(s)RNA 3'-end processing; rRNA pseudouridine synthesis. The coding region runs from base 1 to 1452 and encodes 483 amino acids. The transcript has a single exon. NCBI's taxonomy places the organism in Eukaryota, Fungi, Ascomycota, Saccharomycetes, Saccharomycetales, Saccharomycetaceae.
AUGUCAAAGGACUUUGUUAUCACUCCAGAAGCUGCCGGUUCCACCGCAAACACCAGUGAAUGGCCAUUACUAUUGAAAGAUUACGAUAAAUUACUUGUCAGAAGUGGUCACUAUACCCCGAUUCCUACUGGUUCCACUCCAUUAAAGAGAGAUUUAAAAUCAUACAUUAGUUCAGGUGUCAUAAAUUUAGAUAAACCAUCUAAUCCAUCUUCUCAUGAAGUGGUCGCUUGGAUUAAACGUAUAUUACGUUGUGAAAAGACUGGUCAUUCAGGUACUUUAGAUCCUAAAGUCACUGGUUGUUUGAUCGUUUGUGUAGAUAGAGCUACUAGAUUAGUUAAAUCUCAACAAGGUGCAGGUAAAGAGUAUGUUUGUAUUGUUAGAUUACAUGAUGCUUUGAAAGAUGAAAAGGAUUUAGGACGUUCUUUGGAGAACUUGACUGGGGCUUUAUUCCAAAGACCUCCUUUAAUUUCUGCUGUUAAGAGACAAUUACGUGUUCGUACCAUUUAUGAUUCUAAUUUGAUCGAAUUCGAUAAUAAGAGGAAUCUAGGUGUCUUUUGGGCUUCUUGUGAAGCUGGUACUUAUAUGCGUACUCUAUGUGUUCACAUGGGUAUGUUAUUAGGUGUUGGUGGUCACAUGCAAGAAUUACGUCGUGUUAGAUCAGGUGCCUUAUCUGAAAAUGAUAAUAUGGUCACUUUACAUGAUGUUUUGGAUGCUCAAUGGGUUUAUGAUAACACUAGAGAUGAAUCAUACUUGAGAAAGAUUAUUCAACCUUUAGAAACACUUUUGGUUGGCUAUAAGAGAAUUGUAGUCAAGGAUUCUGCAGUUAACGCUGUUUGUUACGGUGCUAAAUUGAUGAUUCCAGGUCUAUUACGUUACGAAGAAGGUAUUGAAUUAUACGAUGAAGUUGUUUUGAUCACUACUAAGGGUGAAGCUAUUGCUGUCGCCAUUGCUCAAAUGUCCACUGUCGAUUUGGCUACUUGUGAUCAUGGUGUUGUUGCCACUGUGAAGAGAUGUAUCAUGGAAAGAGAUUUAUACCCAAGAAGAUGGGGGUUGGGUCCAAUCGCUCAAAAGAAGAAGCAAAUGAAGGCUGACGGUAAAUUAGAUAAAUUCGGACGUACUAAUGAAAAUACCCCAGAAGAUUGGAAGAAGAGUUACAAACCAUUAGACAGUAAUCCUGAAUCAACUACCACUACAUCCGAAUCUGCUCCAUUAAUUAAAGAAGUUGAAAGUAAAGAAGAAAAGAAACAAGAAGAAGAAUCUAAGGAAAAAGAAUCCAACGAUGAAGAAACUAAGGUAGAAAAGAAAGAAAAGAAGGACAAGAAGGAAAAGAAGGAUAAGAAAGAAAAGAAAGAAAAGAAAGACAAAAAGGAAAAGAAAGAAAAGAAGAGGAAGGCUGAUGAAGAUGGCGAAGGUGAAGGUGAAGAAAAGAAGAAAAAGAAAUCUAAGAAAUAA